UUAUUUAACGAUAAAACCAAAUAAACAGUUAAGCUAAAGCUUUACGUGUACUUGGACUGAAUGUGUCGUCUGCGCAUGUGUUUGUUUUGCGAACGUAAAUGAGCGUUAGACUGCGUUUUGGCUGUGGAGCUCUUCUUUCCUACUUGACCAUAAACGCCCCGUAAGUCAACGCGGUUCCGUCACUCCGCUCAGGCCUGUGAUUGGCUAACAAAGCGAUCCUCGGGGUUUCGAUUGGUUGCGAAACGAAGCCGUGAAACGGGAAGCUGAAACCGAGCCGACCAGCGAAGCUUCAUCCGUGGUUCUCCGUCCUCCGAGCCCAGAAACCCGCACACGCCCGCUCCGCCGCCCGAGGCCGCGAUGGGGUGCUUCUUCUCCAAGAAAUCCAAAAGAAAGUCGCCGGAAAAAGAGGAACGGGCACCGACGACAACCACCGUCGAAACUACGACGACGAGCAACGCGGUUCCCCUUGGCAACAACGCGGAGGAGGCACCGAAGCAGUACAGCUGGGACCGGAGGGAGAAGGUGGACCCUAAGGACUACAUGCUGACCGGCCUCAAAGAUGUGACGGUGGGCCGUCUGCCUGGCAAACUGAACGGCCAACAGUUCGUCAUCCAGGAGUGCGAGAACUGCAACAUCUACGUGUUCGACCACUCGGCGACCAUCACCAUCGAUGACUGUGUCAACUGCCGCAUCGUUCUGGGACCUGUCAAAGGCAGCGUGUUUUUCAGGGACUGCAAAGACAUCAAGUGCGUGGUGGCCUGUCAGCAGUUUCGCACACGGGACUGUAAAAAGAUGGAGGUGUUCUUGUGCUGCGCCACCCAGCCCAUCAUCGAGUCAUCCACGGGAAUGAAAUUCGGCUGCUUCCAGUACUACUACCCCGACCUGGCCUUCCACUUUAAGGAUGCUGGGCUGAGCAUCUUCAACAACAACUGGAGCAACAUCCACGACUUCACGCCCGUGUCCGGGGAGAACAACUGGGGCCUGCUGCCAGAGGAUUCGGCAGUUCUGGAUUUUGUUCCGGUGCCGGAUCCCGAGUCUGAGUUCAAGUCGGUUCGGGUCUUGGGCGACCCCGAGCGAAGCAUCGUGCCUCUGACAAAAGGCGGGAGGCGCAAGGACAGCGAGGAGUCCUGCCUCUUUGUCUUCUUCGCUGGAGAGUACACCACCGCAAACGCCCGCAAGCUGAUUGAUGAGGCGACCGCAAAAGGCUUCGUGCUGAUCCAGACCAAAGAAGUCUCGAUGCGGCCUGAAGAUGUGAAGAGAGUGUUUCAGAAUAAUGCAGAUGAUCUCACUGAGUGGAUCACCAAAGGUCCCGUCAUUGCCCUCGAGCUGAAUGGUGACGGAGUCGUUGAAGCCUGCAAGAACAUCACCAGUGAAGUGUUCAGCGGGACCAAGGUUUUUGUGUCUGAGAACAAAAACACGUCAUCUCGAGACGUCGACAACUUCUUCAACUUUGCUGACAUGCAGAUGGGCUUGUAGAUGGUUUGAGCUGAUUCCACCCUCGACGCCAUCCAGCUCAGACCGAACUUAUCGAUUUGCCUCGUUUUGUACUGAAAAAAUAAGAGCGGCUAAAAUGUAAAGAAAUGUCUGAUAAAGUCUGUGAUAGAAAGACGGGGCUCGCCCUUUAGCCGCUCAGUGCUGUGAAUAUUGAUGCUCUUAUGAAUGUAUCUGGUAAUCAUGUUGCUUCAUCGCACUGUGAAUGUAGCUCCAUGCUGUAAACGUUUCAUUUUUAUUUAAAGCUUUGCUGAAUGAGUGAAAUAGGCCUACUGGAAAAAUAUGAGCACAAGGAUGUCUGAGGGAGUGUUUUAUAUGAAAAAUCCCAUUUUUAUUUCCGAUGAGGAUUUAUUUGUGUGUGUGGUUUAGAUAACGGUCUCUGCUCUCUUUAAAUGUGCAUAUUUGGAACAUGCUGUGUAUCUGAUGAUAAUCGUUAGGCCAAAGCUGGACUGUGAGAGCGAUCGAUCAAUCGAUCAAAUGUGUGAACAGUGGCUGUGUUUCUGAUGUAAGCACCUCGUAAUCAUUUUUUUUAAAAAUUUGUAAUAACUGUUUUAUACAUGAUGUUUUUGUAUAGAAACAAAUUAAUAGUUUAAAUCCUGAUAUCUGGUCAAAGAUCAAUUAUCUGUUACGUCCUUUUGUACUCCAAGAAUUAAAUGACUGAAAGAUAAAGCUGCAUGAAAAUGAGUUUCAGGCCGAGCCGACAAAAAAAAACGAUGAUCUGGAUACGAGAGACGAGUCAGCAGCACGAACUCUGUGGUCAACUUUUACACAAACAGGGCGUAAUGUCAGAAAGAAGAAGGGAAGCUCUCAGCUUCCUCUUUGGAAGUUCAGCACGAAAAGCUUCUAAAGAUCACUUUAAAGCCUUCAGAGGUCAUGAUCAGCUCUCACUCAGUAGGUGUUUAACAGGAAGAUCGCUCACGUGCUCCCUUCCUCGCCGACUCCAGCCUUUUGUACUUGUGCACGCAGUUUCUGUCGUUUGUUGUUUCUACACUUAAAUGUCUUUAUAAAGUCCCAUUAAAGGCUGAAGGAUC
Messenger RNA from Archocentrus centrarchus (flier cichlid), 2522 nucleotides. RefSeq names its product RP2 activator of ARL3 GTPase (gene rp2). Gene Ontology annotation, cellular component: periciliary membrane compartment; cilium. Gene Ontology annotation, molecular function: GTPase activator activity. The transcript is spliced from 5 exons. Gene Ontology annotation, biological process: post-Golgi vesicle-mediated transport. Lineage: Eukaryota; Metazoa; Chordata; Actinopteri; Cichliformes; Cichlidae. The record is from RefSeq and is a predicted model, not a curated record. Bases 358 to 1476 code for a protein of 372 amino acids.